AUGAAUAACCUUCAACCACAUCACGGCAAAGGCAUCGGGUCGCAACAGCUCGUUCUUACUCUUCUCAUCCCCUGUGUCUAUCUCGUUUACCACCACGUCCUCUUCCCACUAUUUCGACGCGAUCUCCGCACCAUCCCAGGCCCAUUUCUUGCCAAGAUAACGGACCUGUAUCGCCUCUUCAUAGUCCGCACCGGAUCCGCCCACGAGUAUCACAUCCGUCUACAUGAGCGGCAUGGCCCUUUCGUUCGCCUUGGACCCAACAACGUCUCCGUCGGCUCUCCGGCCGCGAUACCCGUUCUCUAUAAUGCACGCACUCGCUUCCCCAAAUCCGAUUUCUACCCUGUGAUGGGAAACGUCGCUCGUGGGAAGGUCGUCCCUACCAUCUUCUCCACGUUAGACGAAUCUGUUCACGAGUCGAUGAAGCGACCUAUUGCGCAGGUGUAUGCGAUGACGAGUCUUCAGACUUAUGAGCCACUGGUUGAGAGCACCGAGACUUUAUUCUUCAGAAAAUUGGAGAAGCUCGUAGAAGAGGAGAGAUCUUUUGAUCUUGGAACUUGGCUGCAUUGGUUUGCGACAGAUGUGAUCAUGGAGAUCACUUUUGGGAAAAGGGUGGGGUUCCUAGAGAGAGAAGAAGAUGUAGAUGGCAUAUUAGCAACGAUUGAAAAGAGAUUUUGGUACGUCGCUGUGACUGGCCAACUGCCCUGGCUGGAUAAAUUGUUUCAUAAGAAUUCUCUUAUCACCUUUCUCUCGGGCCUUUGGUGGAAGCAGAAAAUCUCCCCGGUCCUCAGGUUCACUCUUGACCAAAUAGAGGAACGGAAAAGGGCACGCCAGGGAAAUCCUGAAAAGAAAGGCCAAGAGCGAGAUUUCCUAUCUCGGUUCCUUGACAUUCAGGAUGGCCGCCCAGAUAUCCCUGACUUUUGGAUAAUAUCUUGGUGCCAACAAAAUGUCCAAGCCGGUUCCGAAUCCACGGCAAUUACACUAACUUCAGUGAUAUAUCACCUCCUCAAAACCCCGGAUUCCAUGCAAAUGCUGCUUGCAGAGCUAAAUAAUGCAAACCUUCCAUCACCAAUUCCCUGGGAUAUGGCCCAUAAGCUUCCAUGCCUUGACUCUUGCAUUAAGGAGGCCUUGAGAAUGACCCCGGCCAUUGGUAUCCCGUUGGAGCGGGUCGCUCCACCGGAAGGUAUAGAGUUGUCUGGCAAGUAUUUCGAACCUGGAACGGUCCUUGGAGUGAAUGCAUGGGUUGUGCAUAGAGAUCAGCAGGUAUUUGGAGUCGAUGCUGCUUCUUGGAGGCCGGAGCGGUGGAUCGAGGCAGGUCCAGAUGCAAGGAAGGCCAUGGAGCGAGCACUAUUUGCCUUCGGAGGGGGAUCAAGAGUCUGCCUUGGGAAGAAUAUUUCCUACCUGGAAAUGUACAAAGUUAUCCCUGAACUGCUCACAAGAUUCAAGGUUUGUUACUUCCGGUUCAACCGCUUCGAUCUGUCGGUUCAUACUUAUGAUCCAACCCCGAUACAGUUCGAGCUCACAAACCCACGAAGAGAAUGGUCGGUGAAAAACGGCUUCUUUACGUAUACGAAGGGUGUCGAAGUCAAAAUUCAGAAAAGAACGAGUUCGGAUUGA
Messenger RNA from Penicillium argentinense, 1614 nucleotides. RefSeq names its product cytochrome P450. The transcript is spliced from 4 exons. The record is from RefSeq and is a predicted model, not a curated record. Bases 1 to 1614 code for a protein of 537 amino acids. Lineage: Eukaryota; Fungi; Ascomycota; Eurotiomycetes; Eurotiales; Aspergillaceae. Gene Ontology annotation, molecular function: heme binding; monooxygenase activity; iron ion binding.